Messenger RNA from Glarea lozoyensis ATCC 20868, 600 nucleotides. RefSeq lists its product as uncharacterized. The record is from RefSeq and is a predicted model, not a curated record. Gene Ontology annotation, cellular component: cytoplasm; membrane. The transcript is spliced from 3 exons. Bases 1 to 600 code for a protein of 199 amino acids. NCBI's taxonomy places the organism in Eukaryota, Fungi, Ascomycota, Leotiomycetes, Helotiales, Helotiaceae.
AUGUCUUCAGCACUGAUCCGUACGACGAUUCAAGGUUGCAUACUUGCGGGAGUUAGCAACCUGACGGCUCAGUUGAUAUCUUCUUAUAAGAGUGGCUUACCGUAUACGAUCGACUGGACCCCCAUUCUCCAGUUCAUGUUCUUCAACCUACUGAACACUCCGCCAAACUUCCUAUGGCAACAAUUCCUCGAAUCCGCCUUCCCAUCGACCUACACAACCCCCACCCCAUCCGCGAUAGCAGCGGCAGCCACAAACGACGAUAAGGAACUCGACCGAGAAGAGAAGAAACACGAGAUCCUCGAGACCAAGCUGUCGGUACCGAACACCCUCAUCAAAUUCAUGCUCGACCAAACAAUUGGCGCGGCAGUCAACACGCUGUUGUUUUCCGCCGCAAUCGCGGGCUUCAAAGGCGCAACUUAUCAACAAGCGGUGUGGACUGCGCGACAGGACUUCUGGGGCUUGAUGAGUGCAGGCUGGAAGCUUUGGCCGGCGAUCAGUGCGCUGAAUUUUGCGGUUGUGAGGAGUGUGGAGAUGAGGCAGUUGUUGGGGAGUUUGGCUGGGUUUGGGUGGAAUAUUUAUUUGAGCUUGUCUACGGCAUGA